AUGGACCCCCCGCGCUCCCCCUUCGAAGCUCUUUAUGGAGAACUUUGGGACUCUUUGAAUCGCUUUGACUCUUUGAUGCAGCAGCACAGCUUUUUCAGUCCCGGCUUUUGGUGGCGGCCGUACCGCAGCAGCGAGGCGCAGCAGCAGCAGCAGCAGCUGCAGCAGCAGCAGCAGCAGCUGCAGGACCAGCAGCAGCGGCAGCUGGCGGGGGCGGGGCCGGCGGCUGCGCCGCAGCAGGGGCUGCUGGCCCCCUGGAGCAGCAGCAGCAGCGGGCUGCUGCAGUGGCCCCACAGCAGCAGCAGCAGCAGCAACUGGCUCGGCCACAGCAGCAGCAGCAGCUGCAUCCCCCGCCUCGACAUCAAAGACACGGGAGACAAUUUGCUGCUGCAUGCAGACUUGCCGGGACUUGACAAGAAAGACAUAAAAGUGGAGACGCAAAACGGGCGGUUGAUAAUCCGCGGACACAGCAGCAGCAGCAGCAGCAGCAGCAGCAGCAGCAGCCCGCAGCAGCAGCAGCAGCAGCAGCAAGACGGCCGCUGGUUCGUGCAGGAACGCUGCAGCAGCAGCUUCUUCAGAAGCCUCCCGCUGCCCCCCGAGGCGCAGCAGGAAAAAAUAACAGCAAAUUAUAAUAAUGGAGUUUUGGAAAUAAAACGGCAGCAGAAGCUUCAUGACCAUCAGCAGCAGCAUGCCCAGCAGCAGCACAAGCAGCAGCAACAGCAACAGCAGCAGCACAAGCAGCAGCAGCAGCAGCAGCAGCAGCAGCAGGCGAUGCGCGCUUUGCUGCUGGGCGUCUUAAGCGGCCGUUUGCCUUUGGGUUUGUGGAGUGUCUCUUCGCCAAUAUGCCGCCCUAGAGGCCCACCCCGCAGCAGCAGCAGCAGCAGCAGCAGCAGCAGCAGCAGCAGCAGCAGCAGCAGCGAGGGCCUCUACAGACUGGCUGGCAGCCCCAAAGAAGGCCUCGAAGCAGCAACAGAAUUUGGGGCUUUUUUAGCAGCAAAUUUAAACGGCCAGGAAGUGACCCUUUGCUACAUUUCCCUGCUCGCAGGGUCCCUUCACUCCGUGCGGCUGCAUGCGCUGUCGCUGGGGCACCCAGUGCUGGGGUGUACGUACACCGCAGCCUGCCGCAGCUUCUGUGGGGCCCCACAAGCAGCUGUGGGGCCCCAACUGCAGCAGCAGCUGCUGCUGCUGCACUCCCAACUCGCGAAGCAAACCCGAGACACUCACGCCGAACACAAGCAGCAGCAGCAGCAGCAGCAGCAAGAGCUGCAGCAGCAGCUGCUGCAGCAGCAGCUGCUGCAGCAGCAGAACCUGCUGCAGCAGCAGAACCUGCUGCAACAGCAGGACCUGCUGAAGCAGCAAGGCCUGCUGCAGCAGCAGAACCUGCUGCAGCAGCAGGAGCCGCUGCAGCAGCAGGACCUGCUGCAGCAGCAGGAGCUGCUGCAGCAGCAGGACCUGCUGCAGCAGCAGCAGCCACUGAUGUUGCUUCCUCUGUGGAUCUCUGAGCCGUGGGGAGACCUAAAUUUGUGGAAAGAAAAAAAGACAAAAAAAGAAAAUAAAAAAAAGAUUUAUUUAAAUAAAAAGAUUUAUUUAAAUAAAAGUUUUAAUCCUCUUUUGCAUGCAAUCUCUCUCCAAACAGACAAAGGCCCCCUCACCCUAGCAGCAGCAGCAGCAGCAGCAGCAGCAGCAGCAGCAGCAGCAGCAGACAACGCGCGCGCUAUUGCUGCGGGAACAGAAGCUCAAGCAGCAGCAGCAGCAGCAGCAGCAGCAGCCGAGGCAGCAGCAGCAACGCCUCCGGCACCAGCUGCACCUCCAGCAUCAGCAGCAGCAGCAGCUCCUUCAGCAGCAGCAGCAGCAGCAGCAGCAGCAGCAGCAGCAGAGUGCGAAUCCGUUUGCUGCUGCGCCGAAAUUAAAACAAAUCCUCUAUCCAUUUGCUUCUGCUGCUCGCACGUAGCCGCAGCAGCAGCAGCAGCAGCAGCAGCAACAGUGGCAGCAGCAGCAGCAGCAAUACUUGCAGCAGCAGCAGCAGCAAUCGUAGCAGCAGCAGCAGCAAUCGUAGCAGCUGCGGCGGCAAUAGUAGCAGCAAAGGCAGCACUAGCAAUAGUAGGUGCAGCAGCAGCAACAUUAGCAGCAGCAGCAGCACUACUGGCAGCAGCAGCAGCAGCAGAAAUACUUGCAGCAGCAACAGCAGCAAUACUAGCAGCAGCAGCAGCAGCAAUACUAGCAGCAGCAGCAGCAGCAGCAGCAUUUUUGCAUGACUACUGCGACAUCCAUAGAGGCUCAUAUUUAUUUUUGAAUUAA
Molecule: messenger RNA, 2295 nt
Organism: Eimeria necatrix
Lineage: Eukaryota; Apicomplexa; Conoidasida; Eucoccidiorida; Eimeriidae
Product: heat shock protein 28, putative
Exons: 4
Coding region: 1-2295 (764 amino acids)
Biological process (GO): response to hydrogen peroxide; response to salt stress; protein complex oligomerization
Source: RefSeq, a predicted model, not a curated record